Podospora pseudocomata is the source of this 276-nucleotide messenger RNA. RefSeq lists its product as uncharacterized. Bases 1 to 276 code for a protein of 91 amino acids. The transcript is spliced from 2 exons. The record is from RefSeq and is a predicted model, not a curated record. NCBI's taxonomy places the organism in Eukaryota, Fungi, Ascomycota, Sordariomycetes, Sordariales, Podosporaceae.
AUGAAACACUCAGAUUUGAAGGGGUUGAGGGUCAAAUGGAAGGCUUUGGCUGCAUGGUGGAACAGCACUGUUUCCGCAAAAGAAAAAGCAGAAUUGGAGGCCAGAAUGAGCAGCUGCCAGACUCACUUGAUCACAGUUCUCACUUGGUCUUCAAGAUUAAUGCUUGAGAAUGUGGCUGAAGUCACAGAAAAGAGUAAUGUCACCCUUGAACAACUUCGAGGCUACCUCGAGGUUUUGAAAUCCGAGCUCGAAAUGCGUAAGAUAGAGCCCGAUUGA